Molecule: messenger RNA, 2296 nt
Organism: Sabethes cyaneus
Lineage: Eukaryota; Metazoa; Arthropoda; Insecta; Diptera; Culicidae
Product: 4-hydroxybutyrate coenzyme A transferase
Exons: 4
Coding region: 386-1810 (474 amino acids)
Biological process (GO): acetate metabolic process
Cellular component (GO): mitochondrion
Molecular function (GO): acetate CoA-transferase activity
Source: RefSeq, a predicted model, not a curated record
GCUUGUGGAGUGUAUUGUUCAAUUCCUUUGCGUGCAACAUUUUCUGCCGCGGCAUUGGUCACUUUUCUGACUACAUUUGUGUGUGUUUUAUAGAAAAAAUAAAACUCGGUAAUAAAUAUUGAGGUAGUAGUUAUAUUUCACUGUGGCAAAAGGAGACGAUUCACUCGGUCGUGGAGGUUACUUUUGAAACUUGUGUGCGGUGAUCGUUCGUUUAGUUCACUUCCUGGCCUGUCUGUACGUUCCAGCAAGUUGUGGCACUAAAUCAUCGUUGAUUGAAUCAAGUUCAAUUCAAUCUAGUGUUGUUGGAGGACCAGAAAAGACGAACAGGAGGCGAUAGUAUUCCACUACCGAAUUAGAAGCAAAGGAUUCCACCCGCAGAGGAAAGAUGAUGAGCAAAUUGGCAUUUCGGUUCGCUCCCCGGCUAGGGAAGUCGGCUUCUUCCGCGGCCGGUUCCCAGGUGAACACCUACUUCACGUACUCCAACCAAAUUUCACAGCCGCUGGAACGGAAACCCACCUACACCACGGCCGAGGAAGCGGUCAAAGUCAUCAAGUCAGGCAACACCGUGUUCGCCUCUGGCGCCGCGUCCACCCCUAUCCAUGUACUGAACGCGAUGACCUCCCAUGGCAAGGAGAACAACCUGCGUGACAUUACCGUGGUUCACAUGCAUACCGAAGGGCCAGCAUCCUACUGCGCUCCGGAGCUGAAGGAUAUUUUCCGCUCCAAGUCCACGUUCAUGGGUGGAAACGUGCGCGCAGCCGUUGCCGAGGGUCGUGGUGAUUCCAUUCCGAUCUUUCUGCACGAGAUCCCGAUCCUAUUCCGUCGCAAGCUGAUCCAACCGGACGUGGCUAUCGUCUCGGUCUCGCCCCCUGAUGAGCAUGGUUACGCUACCCUCGGUACCAGUGUCGAUUGUGUCCGUGCGGCGCUCGAAAAUUCCAAGGUCAUCAUCGCCCAAGUCAACAAGCAGAUGCCACGAACGUUCGGAGAUUCCAUAAUCCAUGAAUCGCAUUUUGACUUCGCGGUCAAUGUUGAUAUCCCACUGCCGGAGCACGGAGGCAAGGGUAUGAGUGACGUCGAGACGAAAAUCGGCAAACUUAUUGCCGAGAAUCUAGUCGAGGACGGCGCAACGCUGCAGAUGGGCAUUGGCAACAUUCCAGAUGCAGUUUUGAACGCAUUACACAAUCAUAAGGAUCUCGGAAUCCAUUCGGAGAUGUUCGCCGGAGGUGUUGUCGAUCUAGUCAAGAAGGGCUGCGUCACUAAUGAUAAGAAAACGUACCACCGAGGCCGCAUUGUCGGUUCCUUUUUGAUUGGAACGAAAAAGCUGUACGAUUUCGUUGACAACAAUCCAUUUAUCGAAAUGUUGGAGAUCAACUACGUUAACAACGUUGGAAUUGUUGCACGUAAUCCCAAGAUGACCGCUAUCAACUCUGCCAUCGAGGUAGAUCUGACCGGUCAGGUAUGUGCUGAUUCUAUCGGAACUCGCAUGUACUCCGGUUUCGGUGGACAGGUUGAUUUCAUUCGCGGUGCUGCCGAAGGAUUCGAUGGAAAGGGCAAACCGAUCAUAGCUCUGCCUUCUGUUACCAACAAGGGACAGAGUAAAAUUGUUCCAACCUUGAAACUCGGAGCCGGUGUCGUGACAUCUCGUGCUCACGUCCACUACGUUGUUACGGAGCACGGUAUUGCCAAUCUUUUCGGCAAAACACUACGUCAACGUGCGUACGAGCUGAUUCAGAUUGCCCAUCCGGAUCACCGUGAAGCAUUGGAAAAAGCUGCAUUUGAACGGCUGAAGACUAUGCCGUCGCCAAACUAAGCGACCUAAUUUAGUUAAUGCUUUGUUCCCCAUUGGAUGUUACAUUUUUUUAUGGUUUGACCAAAAUUGUUCAGAAAAAUUCUUGUUUUACUUCGUUCUAAGGCCAGAUAGUGGGUAAGCAAUGUCGAAGAGAAAAUUUUCAACAAAACCGCAGCAGAAAGCGUACUAAAUUCCCACAAACUAGCAGUUUCACUUUAAAUCAGUAGGACUAUUAUCAUAUAGCGGAAAACUGAAAUCAUGUGUUUCGUUGACGAACCACGUAAACGUACUAAACAAUAGUCACCUAAAAUUAGGCUAACGAAACUGAUCGCAUCAAGUGAACCAUCUAUCUCCGAAAUGUGCAUUGUGUAAUUUGUAAGGCCGGCAGCGAAACCUAACGGUAACGCUGCGCAAUAAUUAGCACAUGGUCACGCACCACUGUAUAAGAAGCCUUAAGCAGUAAAAGAAAAAAAUAAAUAAUUGCUAUUGUAUCACUAGUAUGCUCAA